Molecule: messenger RNA, 1920 nt
Organism: Pichia membranifaciens NRRL Y-2026
Lineage: Eukaryota; Fungi; Ascomycota; Pichiomycetes; Pichiales; Pichiaceae
Exons: 1
Coding region: 1-1920 (639 amino acids)
Source: RefSeq, a predicted model, not a curated record
AUGAUUUUUGCAAAUGCUAUAGAAAGUGCUGAACACUUACUUCAAUACUAUAUGCCGGAGAAUUUUCUAAGUAAUUUUGGUCCUUGUGCUGUCGGACUGAGUGCCACUGCCUUUGGGCUGUACUUGGGUAACUUAUUCACGACUGAUGAUUCUUUAGUGGAAUUUCAUAAACACUUGGAAAACGAAUCAUACUUGCAAGAAAUUCAGAGCAUGUUUCUGAAAAAAGAUCAUUUUUUUCAGCUGCUUCAAAUGGCUGUUUUGGGCUUUACAUGCGCAGUUUUGUUGUUCCUUAUAUUUCUGUUUUACUUGACCAACAGGUAUCUUUCGCUCAAGAACUUUACAAAUGAGAACUUUAUGAAAACAUUCGAAAGAGUCCAGAAUGUGGAGCGGGUAGUUGAAUCCAUACUAGCUGACCAUGAGGUAUUGGAUAUGAAGCAGAUAGAAUUUUUUAAAACAGAGAUUGAGCAACAAAGAGCUGCUUUCAAGGACUUUAUCACCAAUAGAUCACUUGAGUUUGAAACUACAGUGAGUGAGGCUAAAUCUAUUUGCUUGAAGGCCAAAACUUCUGCUCACAACGAUUUGAAAAAGUUGACAGAACUAAACGGGCAAGCAUCAGAAUUGAAAGUUAAUAUAGACAUUGCAAAUUCUAGCUUGGAAGAAACCAGGAGCCAAACUUCAAAGCUAAAUAGAGAAGUGGAAAAGCUUACCACAGAAAUUGAUCAAAAAUUGGAAAACAUCAGGAGCAAUAUAACUAACAAAUUUUCCGAUUUAAACGAAGCGGUAGAAGAAGAUAAAGUCGAAAUUUACAAAUGUAAUGCCCUACUGCUUUGCUCCCAAACUUUGUUUGAGGCUUGUAUUUUCAAGUUUGAAGAGUUGGAUUUAUUGCAGGGUAAAACUAACCAGGUAAAUUCACAGGAUGACGAAAAACCUUCGGCUGAAAACAUAGUACCGUGCUUGGAAAGAGCAAUUGAACUUAACAAUUUUUUGAAAACCAAAGACGAAACCUCAAUGGAAAAGCUUUCUGAUUUCAGUGAGGAUUUUUGCAAAACGAAUAAAAACUCGGAGAAUGCGAUGUUAUUUGAGCUGCUUAAACGGUUAGAGAUAAUGGAGGAAAAAGUAUGCAGGCACUAUUCACUAAUCAAUGGAAAUAAUGUGAAAAUCAAACACCUGGAAUUUAGUACAUCGGAAAAAAUCUCUGAUUUGAAAUAUUGCAGCGAUGAGUGGAUAACUUCUUGGGUAUCAGUAAUAUACGGUCUUUUCAACAGUAGCUUUUUACAUCUCGAAAAUCAAUUGUUUGGCAUUGACUGUCUAGAAUAUACUACGAUUUUUGAUGUGUCCGAUGAUAAAAUAGAUCAAAACUCAAAUCUUUUUUAUCAUAUUAUGGAUCAGUGUAAGCAAUCAUGCUUAAAAAUAGUUAAAGAAAUCAAUCUGCUGAUCUUUGAGUAUUAUUUAGUCCAAAGUUCAUUGGCCACAGCAAGCUCAUCUUUACUUUCUAUGUGCAACACGAAAAUAGACGAUGAGUUAGAAACCUUAUUUGCAGAAUUUCGUCAGACGGUAGAUAAAACUCCAAUGGCAAAUUCCAAGCGUACGGACAUAGUAAAUACGCUAGCUAGACUAAGACAAGACUUGACUUCUGAUUUGAAAGAUGAUACAAUGAAGUUUAAUGCACUAGUCAAACAAAACCUAGAAGACUUUUGCAUUAUACAUGAUACGAUGAAAACAAUUUUCAAAGAGACUGAUAAAAGACGAGUUCAAACCGAAAAUGACUCAGUUCUCGAAGUAAGUGAUAAUUCUAAUUCAUUGCUAUCCCUUCACGAAGACUCUUCUUUUUCUGAGAACGAAGACUCUGUUGUAGGAACUUUGUCUAAUGAAUCUGUGCUACGACCUUUCAAGUUGUCUCUAUCUAAGAAAAAGAAAUGA